AUGUCUUAUAAUUCUGUUCCGGGUGUUGCGGUUCUCGCCCCAGUAAAUGAUAUACAUGCCCAAAUACUUACUCCUGGGGCUCUUGAAUUUCUUGCAAAACUUCACAGAGCAUUUAAUCCUGUUAGAAAGUCCUUACUUCAACGUCGAGCUCUUCGGCAACAAGAAUUAGACCGUGGAGUUCUUCCUGACUUUCUACCAGAAACUGCUCACAUAAGAGAAGAUGAUACUUGGCGUGGUGCUUAUCCUGCACCUGGAUUGGUUGAUAGGCGUGUUGAAAUCACUGGUCCAGUUGAUAGAAAGAUGGUUAUCAAUGCCUUAAAUUGUGGUUCUUCUACUUAUAUGGCAGAUUUUGAAGAUUCUAAUGCACCAACAUGGGAGAAUAAUAUUGAUGGUCAAGUAAAUUUACGUGAUGCAAUUCGUGGAACCAUAACUUUUACCAAUCCUACAAACAACAAGAAAUACUCUUUACGUAAAGAUGGUAAAGUUGCUAUCUUGAUCGUACGUCCCCGUGGUUGGCAUCUAGAAGAAAAACAUGUUGUAAUCGAUGGUGCACCCGUAUCCGCUUCAAUUUUUGAUUUUGCUUUAUACUUUUAUCAUAAUGCAAAGAAGUUAAUUGAAAACGGUCUCGGUCCUUAUUUCUAUUUGCCAAAAAUGGAAUCUCAUUUGGAAGCAAGGUUAUGGAAUGAUAUUUUUAAUGUAUCACAAGAUAUUCUUGGUAUUCCCCGUGGUACUAUUCGUGCCACUGUUUUAAUCGAAACAAUUCUUGCUGCAUUUGAAAUGGAUGAAAUCAUUUAUGAACUUCGUGAACACUCAUCUGGUCUCAAUUGUGGUCGAUGGGAUUAUAUUUUUUCCUUUAUCAAAAAAUUCCGUAACAACCCCAAUUUUACCAUUCCAGAUCGUAGUGAUGUUACCAUGACAACUCCAUUUAUGGAUGCUUAUGUUCGAUUGCUUAUCAAAACUUGUCAUCGUCGCGGUGUUCACGCAAUGGGUGGUAUGGCUGCUCAGAUUCCAAUUAAAAAUGACCCUAGAGCAAAUGCUGUUGCCCUUGAGAAAGUUCGAGCUGAUAAAUUACGUGAAGUUAAAGCCGGUCACGAUGGUACUUGGGUUGCUCAUCCUGAUUUAGUAAAGAUUGCUUUAGAAGUUUUCAAUGAAAAUUUAAAAACUCCAAAUCAAAUUUUUGUACGACGUGAUGAUGUUAAUGUCACUGCUUUGGAUUUGCUUAACGCGAAUGUUCGUGGUGCCAUCACUGAAAAUGGUAUUCGCAAUAAUAUAUCAGUUGGUCUUACUUAUAUCGAGUCGUGGCUUAAUGGUCUAGGUUGCGUACCAAUCAAUAAUCUUAUGGAAGAUGCUGCUACCGCUGAAAUUUCACGAUCGCAAUUGUGGCAAUGGGCUAAACAUGGAUCUCGCACCGCUGAUGGCAAAACUGUCACUGCAGAAUAUUUGCUUAAACUUCUUGACGAAGAACUUGCAAAAUUGGAAAGGCACUUAGGCCAUCAAAAAUUUGCUGCAAGUAAAUAUGGAUUGGCAAAACGUUACUUAGCAAGCCAAAUUACCGGCAAGGAAUAUUCCGAAUUUUUGACCACACUAUUAUAUGAUGAGAUUACAAGUGUUUAUAAUAGAGCUAAGCUUUAA
Molecule: messenger RNA, 1632 nt
Organism: Cetraspora pellucida
Lineage: Eukaryota; Fungi; Glomeromycota; Glomeromycetes; Diversisporales; Gigasporaceae
Source: the annotation of a GenBank genome assembly